CAAACAGCUAGAGCCUAGGACCAAGCCGCAUGAAGAAAAAGAAACGAAUAAGCCUUGAUGGAGAAGGAACACCAACUUCAAGUGCAUACCCACUAUCCGCACGCAGGUCCACUGCAUGCUUCCUUCGGCAAAUAAACCAAACUACCAUUCCAAAUCUGUAGUUUUUGAUCCGGACAGUUCUAAAACAAAAAAAAAAAGAAACACAAAAAGUUGAACACAGAGUCGAGGAAAGAUAUGUCUACACCUUCUUCCAAAGCGUUACGUUUCGCAUCUGAUUGUCUGCUUCAGCUUCUGCUUUUCUCUGUCCUCCACUCUGCAACCAGAUAGCAGCACGAGACAAGAAGUUGAAGAAGGGUUUGAAAGUUAGAAGAAGGAAAGGGACCUAAAUUUGAAAACCCAGAAUUUCGGAGGGGUUCAAUUUUUGAACUUUUUGUGGGUUUGAUAGGAGAGGAGAUAUGGAUCUUUACUCAAUGUUUUGUUGCGGAAGGGUUUCGGAUCGGAGGGAACGAGGGAAGAAGCAGCAAACAUGGAGGGUGUUUUCAUUGAAGGAGUUGCAUGCAGCUACAAACAAUUUUAAUUAUGAUAAUAAGCUUGGAGAAGGAGGAUUUGGCAGCGUUUACUGGGGUCAGCUUUGGGAUGGAUCACAAGUGACAAAUAUGCAGAUUGCGGUCAAAAGGUUGAAGAAUUGGAGCAACAAAGCAGAUUUGGAAUUCGCUGUUGAGGUUGAGAUACUGGCACGAGUACGGCACAAGAAUCUGCUAAGUUUACGUGGCUAUUGUGCUGAGGGGCAAGAGCGUCUGAUCGUAUACGACUACAUGCCAAAUUUAAGCUUGCUAUCUCAUCUUCAUGGGCAGCACUCAGCAGAAUGCCUUCUUGAUUGGAACCGUCGGAUGAGUAUUGCAGUUGGGGCUUCUGAUGGAAUUGCCUAUCUUCACCACCAAUCCACCCCUCAUAUAAUCCAUAGAGACAUCAAAGCUAGCAAUGUGUUGCUAGAUUCCAAUUUUCAGGCUCGGGUUGCUGAUUUUGGAUUCGCAAAGUUAAUCCCUGAUGGUGCAACACAUGUGACUACUAGAGUUAAGGGCACCCUUGGCUACCUUGCACCUGAAUACGCUAUGUUAGGUAAAGCAAAUGAGAGUUGUGAUGUCUACAGCUUUGGGAUACUUCUCCUAGAGCUUGCCAGCGGCAGGAAACCCCUUGAAAAACUGAGUGCAACAGUGAAACGCUCCAUUACUGAUUGGGCGCUGCCAUUGGUAUGUGAGAGAAAGUUUGGUGAACUAGCAGAUCCGAAACUUAAUGGUAAGUAUGUAGAGGAAGAGUUGAAAAGACUUAUCUUGGUUGCACUCGUAUGUGCUAACAGUCGUCCUGAGAAGAGACCCACGAUGCUUGAGGUGGUGGAUCUUCUGAAGGGAAUUUCAAAGGAGAAAUUAGCUGAACUGGAAAAUCUUGAACUAUUCAAGUCCCCUCAAGCUGCAGAUUACAAUGAUGGGGCAUCAGUCGCGGAAGACAGCUCAGACUUCAUUUCGGAGGAGAGAGAUUUUAAGCCUGAGAAUGAAGAUCGGGGUUAGAAAUGAGCAAGCAAGAUCACUGAAACUACUAGGUGCAGUAUCAAUUUGAUGUGGAAGUAUAUGUACAAUAUUUGGAUUUCUCGUGUCAAGGUGUAUCAAGAAAGCAUGUUUUUUUGCGAGUGCAGUGGGCUUUGUUUGCGGUUGGUUGCUCAUCAUCUUUUCUUUCUUUGUACUGGAACGAAUGACAUGGAAACUGUGUUGGAUUUUCUGUUGGAUUUUU
Juglans microcarpa x Juglans regia is the source of this 1785-nucleotide messenger RNA. RefSeq names its product PTI1-like tyrosine-protein kinase At3g15890. Gene Ontology annotation, molecular function: protein kinase activity; ATP binding. Gene Ontology annotation, cellular component: plasma membrane. The coding region runs from base 456 to 1565 and encodes 369 amino acids. NCBI's taxonomy places the organism in Eukaryota, Viridiplantae, Streptophyta, Magnoliopsida, Fagales, Juglandaceae. Gene Ontology annotation, biological process: protein phosphorylation. The record is from RefSeq and is a predicted model, not a curated record. The transcript is spliced from 4 exons.